AUGGAGAAGAAGAAGCAGACCAGAUCUCGCACUUACCCGACGAGGUCAUCCAUGAGAUCCUCGCUCUCCUAG
Linum tenue is the source of this 72-nucleotide messenger RNA. The record is from the annotation of a GenBank genome assembly. NCBI's taxonomy places the organism in Eukaryota, Viridiplantae, Streptophyta, Magnoliopsida, Malpighiales, Linaceae.